Molecule: messenger RNA, 2212 nt
Organism: Exophiala mesophila
Lineage: Eukaryota; Fungi; Ascomycota; Eurotiomycetes; Chaetothyriales; Herpotrichiellaceae
Exons: 3
Coding region: 98-595 (165 amino acids)
Biological process (GO): vacuolar transport
Cellular component (GO): endosome
Source: RefSeq, a predicted model, not a curated record
CUGUGGCGGGGCUUGAAGGUCUUCAGGGCUUGAGUGUUACUCAUUCAGACGUGUUUUACCGACUCAACAAUCAAAAACAGACCUUCAUCUUGUCAUCAUGGCAGCACCAUUUCCAAAUGUCUAUCAUCUACGAACAGUGGCCGAGACAUCAUCGAAACCGUGCUUUGUGUGCUACAAGCCAACGUGCAAAGUGUUGAUCACUCCCAACAACAAGGAUUUCUUCUACACGUGUGUUGGACAUUUAAAUGAUGCGGGAUUCGCCUCUCCCGUCGUUGAUGCCGAGGCCGAAGCAGCCAAAAAGAAGAAAGAGUUGAUGGACAAGGAAAUCGAAAAGGUCAAGCAAGAAUACGAAGAAAGGCAACGAUUGAAGAAAUCCAAGAAAAAAUCAAAGGACGACGACAAGGACAAAAAGAAAAAGGACGAUGAGGACCAGGACAACUCCAAAGCUGAGAAGGAACGAGAUGAAAAGAUCAAAGCCAUCCAGUCCGGUGGGGAGUCCAAGGACCAAGGUGAUGACAUUGCUCGGAUCUACGCUUUGCAUAGGUCGGUGACAUUGUGUUUUACGCGCCCAACUCUUGAUCGUUGCAAGUGCUGACAGUCGCAGAAACUUCUAUCAGAUUAGGCUUGACAAGCUGCGGAACCUUGAAGUAGCCAAACGGAACCAACAGCGACUGAACACCCCAGGAUUUUUCCCCUCCACACCAAAAGGCGACUUGGCAUAAAAGCAACGCCCAGCGCGAUGUCAUAUGCGGUGGUGUUCUGGCUCGACUGAAAGCUCUUUUGCUACUUUUGGUUGCCGUCAGCACAAGGCCGGCCAAGGCCGGCCAUAUUCGCAACCACCUGCCCUUGACACUCUAGUUGUAACAUCGUUCCGACCGGUACAGGGUCCAAUACCUGAGCACAUGUUGCUGUCUUUGUUCAGAGCACUUGCAUGCAGCGCAAGGAUGCGGAGGUCAUGCGAGUAGGAUAACCAAACACGAGCAUACCCGAAGGGUAUCUUACGCCAGCAAGGAUGACUUGGCGGGAUGGUCAGCACUAACGUCGGAACGAAACGCCUCCACGUUCCGUUCAAAUUGCAUCUUGACACGCGAGAGAGAGAGGGCUCUGUGUGGUUUCCCGACGGAAUUGUGCUAUCACAGACAGGGCCAUAGGGCUGUCAUUGGACCAUCGCAUGGAACAAGAAUGACGAUCGAUGUACCAUCAUCAUGCAUCCUGUCAAUCCCAAGCCACCUUGUCGCGAUCCAGUCAGAAAUCUCGAGUUUCAUCAUCGCGCAGAGCCGAAAUCAAGUGGAGGUAGCGACGUUGGUCAUGGCGAUCAGAAGCCGUUUCAUCCUACCCAUAGGACCAAUUGACGCACGACUUGGGACCCCGAAAGCUUGCAUGUGGGCAUCCAAGCCGUGAUGUAUGGAUGGUGACUGGAUGGACUUGCCGUUCAUGAAUUGGAGAGCCCGAGAUGUCACUGUGGAAUCAUCGGUCCGUCCGAGGUCUCCUGGUAGUAUAGUAAGUGGUCAGGAUCGGACGGCGAUAACCACAGAACAGGCUAGAUCAGUAUCCGUUCCUGGUCAAUGCAGCAUGCAAAUAUCGAGGAGAGGAGGUCUUGCAGCGCCAACGCAGUAACGAUGACCGGGUUCUUGCAUGAUUCGCUGUGAGGGAGGUGUGAAUACUCAUCAAGUCAAUAUCCUCAGGUCAUAAGGUGAGAACGGCGACAAUGGUGUUGCGGAGUAAAGUUCACCCGGCUGACCUGGAUCGCGUACCCAAAGUUCCUUCUCGUGAGAAGUUAGAGAUUUGGCGGCGUAUAUGGUUCCCCUCAAGGAAGGAACACCUCGCAACGACCGUUUUCCUAAGUCGGAUAGCCCUAUUGGGCCAAUCACAGAGGCUGUAUGUCGCCCUGCCUGAUUUGGGAGGCGUUAGCAAGUCGACAUGGGGGGAUCAGCAGGGCUAUUUGGUAUCGAAUCCUGGCAGGGCACACAACAACCAGAGCAUCAUCACGAUGGGCAGGUUGGCUCGUGAAACGAGUCCCCUCUCGCCCGGGGUUCCAUCAACAUCGGGCAAAUCUUGUCUCCUCCACAGCGAUGACAUGGUACUGUGGUAGACCGUGGGGGUUCCCUCAUCCGAAAGGUUGCAAUGUAGGUAUGGGCCGGCCGUUUCUUGUCAGUGGAGGGCGAUAAUAUACAUAUCAUCUGAUACUAUCGGUGAAUUGACCAGAUUUGGC